This is a messenger RNA of Pseudocercospora fijiensis CIRAD86, 1167 nucleotides long. RefSeq lists its product as uncharacterized. The transcript is spliced from 2 exons. The annotation marks the transcript as partial. NCBI's taxonomy places the organism in Eukaryota, Fungi, Ascomycota, Dothideomycetes, Mycosphaerellales, Mycosphaerellaceae. Gene Ontology annotation, cellular component: nuclear origin of replication recognition complex; nucleus. The record is from RefSeq and is a predicted model, not a curated record. Gene Ontology annotation, biological process: DNA replication; DNA replication initiation. Gene Ontology annotation, molecular function: DNA replication origin binding.
CAGAAAAUCGUGCUGGAAAAAGCUACCAAGAAGCGACCUACGACUCUUGCCAACCUGGAUGAUGAGUACUCGAAAGUCUCUACGCUUAUCGAGCAGACAGUGACUGCAGGCGAGAGCAACAGCAUGCUCCUCAUCGGCGCCAGAGGCAGUGGCAAGACAGCGCUUGUAGACCAAAUUCUCCGCGAGCAAGCCGCCAAACAUGCGGCAGAUUUCCACGCCGUCCGCCUCAACGGCUUCAUUCACACUGAUGACAAGAUCGCGCUUCGCGAAAUCUGGAGGCAGCUUGGCAGGGAGAUGGAGCUGGAUGAAGACGAAGGCACUUCCAAGAAUUACGCCGAUACCAUGACCAGAUUGCUUGCGUUACUGUCACAUCCUACUGAGGUAGGUUUGGAGACAGACCAGGUCAGCAAAAGUGUCAUAUUCGUUCUCGACGAGUUUGAGCUCUUUGCAGGUCAUCCUCGGCAGACGCUGUUGUAUAACUUAUUCGACAUUGCGCAAAGUCGGAAGGCGCCAAUCGCAGUGCUGGGCCUCACCACCAGAGUUGAUGUCGCCGAGAGUCUCGAAAAGCGGGUGAAGUCUCGAUUCAGCCAUCGAUAUGUACAUCUGAGCAUGGCAAAAAGCUUGCAAGGCUUCGAAUCGAUAUGUCGGAGUGCGAUGACAAUCUCAUCAGAAGACUUGACAGCUGAUGAAACAGACAUUCUCGACGUGUCGACAGAAGCUUUGAAGUUCCAGCCAGUCGCUGCUUGGAACGCCGACAUCUUGGAACACUUUUCGAACUCCAUGUCAAUAGCAUCACUGCAAGCACCAGACUCAAAGCUUUCUCUACUAUACUCGCUGAGCACACUACAGCUGGCUCUCACCAUCUGCGCCGCUCGUCUCACAAACAUCUACCAUACCGAAGUCAUCUCAUUCGCACUUGCUUAUGAAGAGUACAAAGUCUUGGCAAGCAAAGCUAGAUUGCAGGCCAGUGCGAGCGGAGCAAUCGCAACUACGAAAGUCUGGGGCAAAGAAGUUGCGAAAGGUGCUUGGGAUCAAUUGAUUGAUGUUGGGCUUGUCAUGGAGGAUGGCAGGACUGGUGGGACUGGGAGAGUUGAUGUCGCUUUGGAAGAGAUUGGCAUGUCUGGCGUUGAUCUUGGCGCUUGGGGGAGGUGGUGUAAGGAGAUAUGA